This is a messenger RNA of Trifolium pratense (red clover), 489 nucleotides long. RefSeq names its product self-incompatibility protein S1-like. Lineage: Eukaryota; Viridiplantae; Streptophyta; Magnoliopsida; Fabales; Fabaceae. The record is from RefSeq and is a predicted model, not a curated record. The coding region runs from base 1 to 489 and encodes 162 amino acids. The transcript has 2 exons.
AUGGGAGCGCAAUAUUUAUCUAAGGUGAAAAAUGUGUCGAUCAUAUUUCUUGUAAUUGGGUUAUGCUUAUGCACCCUUGUUGAAUGCAAAAAACAUGUAAGCAUAAAAAACAGACUAGGAUCUGGGAAAAAUUUGAGCAUACAUUGUAAAUCCGGAGAUGAUGAUCUUGGAGCGCAAAACAUAGCCGAUGGACAAGAAUAUGGGUUUAGCUUCGAUGUUAAUUUGUUUAGAACAACAUUAUUUUUCUGUAAUUUAGGAUGGGAAAAAGUUCCACAGUAUUAUAUUGAGGCAUAUUCAUAUGCCAAGGACCAUGUACGGUGUGACAGUGAAUGUUCAUGGAUAGUAGCUGCUGAAGUAUAUGACAACGACAUCAUUCACUUGAGAACAUGUAAUUUUGCUGUUUCGGUUAGAAAAAGUGCAUGCCUAUGGACCACACUAAGGGCAGCACAGCAAACCAUGAUUGCUUCUCUUGUUGCCAAGGGCAAAUGA